AUGCAUUACGCGUUCAACUCAGAUGUUUACAACUUAAAGUACCUCUACGAAAGCGACGUGUUGGGACGUCUCUCCGCAGACGUGUACUCCUCCCUGACUGUGCGCGUCAACCCCCUGCUGCUCAAGGCGCUGCAGUUCGCGCUCCUGCGGGGGGGGGGUGGCAGCGGCAGCGGCAGUGGUGAACGUGUCGACCUGCUCGUGGGCGUCCUCCUAUUCCUAAUAGCGCAGCGCCUGGCGGAGUGGGGAGCCUACUUCCGCUAUGUCAACCAGGAUAGGAGUGGCGCGCGGCAGUUGCAAGACGAGCGCAGUUUGCAAAACAUGAGUGACGAGCGCAAUUUGCCGUAUGCGCUUCCCCUGCAGUGGAAGCUGAUCGACCCCAUUCUGCUGACCAACCUCUACCUGAACAACCCCCUCACCGUCCUGGCCAACAGCUUCCUCUCCUUAGACAACCUUAAGCUCCUCCUAAUAACCGCGUCUUUUUAUUUGGCCCUUAGAAGGAUCAGAAGCGAAGCCUCUCCCCCCCAUAAGUCAACACCCAACCUGAUAGCAAUCCUCCUUGUAAACGCCAUGCUGCUCUACGCCACAUCAUUUCACUUCAUCCUCAUCCUCAUCGGCGUUAAUAACUUCGUGGUGUAUUCCCACCAGGGGAUACUGUUCAAGCACAAGCUUAAGGUGCCUCUUGGCUCCCUGCACAUGCUUUUGAUUAUUCUUCAAAAUUUGGCUCUGCUCAUCGCGACGCUGGCUGUGUAUGCCCUCCUCCUGCUGGCCUCUGCCUACGUCAACUCGGGGUCUUGGUCCUUCCUAAACAACACCCUAAUUAACGAGUACAAGGUCCUCUUCCUGCUGCCCAACUUGGGGAAUUACUGGUACCUCUUCUCCACGAUGUUCCGGGACUACUACCACUCCUUUUUGUUCCUCUUCCACUUCCACGUGUUCCUGUACCCCCUCCCUCUGCUCUUCCGCCUGGUGAAGACGCCGCUGAUUUAUUUAAAAAUUAUGAUUUCGAUUGCUUUGGUUUUUCACCCCAACAUAACGGUGAACGACAUUGUGUUUUCUUUGAUAAUCAUCCUGCUGGGGAACUUGGGGCUUUUCUUUGUCACAACAAACUUGUGGUUGCGCAAAAACACGGGCAAUGCCAACUACGCCUUUUUUAACCAGCUGAUCGUUUUCAACAUAACGACUUUUAUCAUCACAAGCAGCAUAAAAUUUUACAUCCGCGUCCAAACGCCGGAGAGACAACUGCAGGAGGGGAAAUGCAUCGUCGUGUCGACGGAGAAAGCCAAGUUUAACCUUUUUCAAACUUUGAAGGAGACCUUCAUGUAGUUUUUCCACGGGGGAUGGCGGCCACGCGGAGGGGCAGCUACCGCAAGAUGAUUCCUUUUGAGCGGUCAUAUUUACUGACCCUCAUUCUGCACUGCCCUUUUUGCUCCCCCUUUUUUGAGUCCCCCUUGCAUGCUGCCCCCAACUUUGCCGCUUCAUUAGCCUCAAAUUUGUUUCCCCGCGUGAAGAAAUGGGAUAGCGGUUGGAAACUCCUCGCGGAAACUGCCUUACUUCUGCUUGGCAACUGGCUCUUUUCCACGCAAUUGUUUUCCAUGAAGUUAUUCUCCGCGUGGCUAUUUUCCACCGGUUUGCUCCCCCACGUGCUCAUACGAGUAGAUCAGAGCAGAACAGAACAACCAGUUUGAUCCCCCUUGCGGGCAUUCGCCCUUGUGGGGUGUUUUUUUUUUUUUUUUACGAAAUGUGCCCAAUUGUUAGCGCCCCCGAGUUAUUAACCAAUGGGGAGUUAAGUGCAACGUGGCCCUUGCAGGACGUGACGAAAGGGGUUGUUUCUCCCGCUGGGAAGUGCUGUCCUCGCUCGGGUGGCAAGUUGGUGAGAGGGGUGCCCGUACAAUAACAGGUGGGCGCAUUCGUUCGCGCGUGUUCAAACGAGCUGUUCCGCACCCCCGCGCAUGGUAAUAGCGAUGGUAAUAGCGAUGGUAAUAGCGAUGGUAAUAGCGAUGGUAAUAGCGAUGCGACUGCGAUAGUGAUGGUGGUGCCGGUGGUGACGCUUCCCUAUCGAAGCAACGCGAAGGCAACCCACCCUGACCGAUCGGGGACGAGUAACUUACUGGUUAUUUUCCACAUGGAAAGCAUCUGAAAGGGGUGGGGAAAAUAAUGUUUGCACCCG
Messenger RNA from Plasmodium vivax (malaria parasite P. vivax), 2167 nucleotides. RefSeq lists its product as hypothetical. Gene Ontology annotation, biological process: attachment of GPI anchor to protein; protein localization to cell surface. The transcript is spliced from 9 exons. Lineage: Eukaryota; Apicomplexa; Aconoidasida; Haemosporida; Plasmodiidae. Gene Ontology annotation, cellular component: membrane; GPI-anchor transamidase complex. The record is from RefSeq and is a predicted model, not a curated record. The coding region runs from base 1 to 1323 and encodes 440 amino acids.